Messenger RNA from Bombus pascuorum, 2459 nucleotides. RefSeq lists its product as uncharacterized. The record is from RefSeq and is a predicted model, not a curated record. Lineage: Eukaryota; Metazoa; Arthropoda; Insecta; Hymenoptera; Apidae. The transcript is spliced from 8 exons. The coding region runs from base 827 to 2446 and encodes 539 amino acids.
UACAAUAUUUAUCAGGUGAAACGAGUCUCUGGGUAGAUUGCUUUAGUUGUAUUUAUAAAGAAACACAAAUUUGCAUAAACAUGCGUACCCUAAUUAUAAGAAAAACUAGAUAAUACCGUGUUGAAUAUUUUACCGCAGAUCUGAUUCACGAAAGGUUAGGUUUAAAAUUAGUAGUUUAGUAUCCCGUGACUCGCACACCUAACCACAACGUACGAUAACUAUAAAAACAAGCAAACGCUAUAGCAAACAGUUCGUACAAAUAAAAUCAGAAUAUUAUAAAUUCGAAAUGUAAGAAACCAUUAUAAUUGCACCUAAUUAAUUCGUAUAUAAAUAAAUAAUGCAAAUAAUAAACGCAAUAGUGCAGAAAUGCUUUUUGCUGCCAUUGUAUACGCCUUUGAUCGAUCGUGUACAUAUUUGCCUACAUACCACAGUGAACUGAUGCUACGAUAAACAAAGAUCUAGAUGCAAUUAAUUGCUGUCAGGAUACGUGGCUGUAUCGCGUAUUACGAGGUUAACUAGGAAAAAAAUACGAAGGAGAAAAACACGCCAGUCGACUCGACAGUAUACGGAGAAAAGGAGAGUUGAUUGUACAUUGUACAAGCAUUCUCUGUGCUCGUAGUGAAUCGUAGGAUGUGCGAGACUGGAGGAGAGAGAAAAAGGCGAUUCAAAGUGGGUAGGAGGUGUGCACACCUCUUACGAGUUUACGAGGCCUACGUCGAACUGAACGAACGGACAGUUACCUUUCCGUUUCGAGACCGCGAACAUCUACCUCUCGUUAUCGCCGCGAAUAAAUCGGUGAUUGCUUCUCGAUUCCUCGAGGAGAAUCAUGUGGAUCCUUGCGUUUUUUUACGGGUUUCUAACCACGGCCCAGGCAAUCUCUACCUCCUGGAGUCCGUCGUUUCCAACGCCAACUGCCAGCGCCUUGCACCAAGGCACCGCCGCUAUCUUCGAAAGUGCACAGCCUCUUUACGACGCAGCAAGCUCGUCGUUGCUGGCACACCAAGAAGAAGACGGAUGUACACUGUAUAAAAUUGCUAUGAAACAGCAACUCUACUUUGAGUACGUUCACUACAAGACGCAGCUGCCGGACAUGAAGGAGUUCACGCUGUGCAUGUGGACCAAAUUCUACAAUCACACCAACGACCAUCCUUUGUUUUCGUACGCAGUGGGAGAUCAACCACGUGGCAUCCUCUCCUGGGUCGCCAACACCGCCAGGAGUUCCUACUACAUGAUGAACAUCGACGGGCACAACUUGUACAGAUUGAAUUAUCCGCUCCGUCUGAACAAGUGGUAUCACAGCUGCCAAAGCUGGAACGGUCGUACAGGAGAAUGGCAGAUCUGGGUCAACGACGAGCGCGUAGGUCGCGGCUUCAACAACAGGUUGGUUGGCCACGUCAUCAAAGGGGGUGGAAUUGCGAUCACUGGACAAGAGCAACGACAGCUGGGCGGUGGCUUUUUGGAAGGCGAUGGCGCUCCUCCAGGAUCUGGCGGUCUUGUGGGUGAAAUAACAAUGGUGCAGCUGUACGAGGUCGCGCUGACGGCCGGCAAAGCCCACAAGGAUCACAAACACCAUCACGGCCAUCACUACGAGCACGACACCACCAACAACACGCCCAGACCUACGCGUCCUCCUGUAACAGGCCGACCACUUCCGCAACAUCCCUACCUCACUGGUGGACAAAUCAAUCAUCAGGUAAAAAUCAAUCCAGGGUCGCCGCUGCAAAUCGUUCAAGGAGGCGUCACCCUGAGGCAUCCUGCGGUGAUUCCCCGCAAGCCAUCACCUCAACCCUUUCCCCCCGCGAAUCCCAAUUCCGUCUCCGCAGCCUUCCCUCUGCAAUCCAGCCAGUUCUUCGGCAACCUACGCUCUAGCGUUAGUUUGCCCCCGGCGAGCGAAAUAACCGACGUGGGAGCCAGCUCGUAUCACAAUCUCUUUAAGAGAGAGAAGGAUUCGUCGGCUGUUGAAGCCGAGAGCAACGAGUCGGACUCGAGCGCUGAGCAAGCGUCCAGCGUGGCAAAGAGGCAGACCGACGAAGAGACAGUUUCAGAGGGAAAACCUUCCGAUGGGAAGGUAACGUUCGUGCCAAGAGAAGACGUAGAGUCUGCGAAAGACAGGAAGCUAGAGAAACGCGAUUCGACGAAAAAGAAACGAGGCCUGGUGCAACUGGGCGACGGUCUAAUCGUCGACGACGGUUACAUCAGCCAAGGCCUAGACAACGAUUAUUUCGCAGGCCUCACCAAUUUCGGUCUGCAACUACCAAAAUACGAAAACAAGGACGACGAAAGGGAACCAGCAGAAGGUGAAGUCAGAACCAUCAUGGACGUCUGCGACGGUUGUAGCGAGGAACCUUUCGUCAAAGCUCUCAUCUUUGGUUGGAGGUCCGUGCCUAAGAAACUGUACUCUGGCGCGGUGCACAUCCCAGCCGCGUCAAUGUGCAAAGCGUUUUAAACACAUUCACGAU